UUUUUUCUGGCUCCACCAUUUGUUUUGAAUUAUAGAAAUGUGAAAAAAGAUUGAAUAAUGGCAAAAAAUACAGCAUCAGAUUUAUCAAAAUGUCACAGACCAUUUGUUUGUGGGUUAUGUAUGUCUGGUUUUAACAAUAUUGACCUCUUUCACACACACUUCAAAAAACAUUGUGAUACAGUGAAGAAGGAAUGUUUUCAUGCCUGUGAUUUAAAGGAGCUUCCAAUGGUACCUAGACAGGAAGUUCUUGUUGGUUCAGACCUUCAAACUGGAACAUUUACUUGUAUGGGGUGCUCACAUGCAUUUCCAACCAUUUGCCAGCUGCACAAACAUCUAUCUGCUGGUUCAGUCACCACUGGCUCAUACGUUGUCGACAUUAAAUCGUCUUCAGCCUUUCCAACUUUGAAUGAAUGUCCUGAUAAGAAAAGAAAUUUAGCAGAAGGAGGAAACAAAAGUUUGAGACGAAGUUCAAGAAGUUCAAGAAGUUCAACAAGAAAUACCGGUAAGAAUAAAAAAUCGGAUGAAAAUCAUAUACCAGGCAAUGGUAGCAGUUUUCAAGACUCAAAUGAUGUCCCAGUUAGACCAUCAAAUGAUCCACAUAUUGCAACAAAGAAUUCAAAAGACAUGACUAAUAAAAAUGAUGGCGAAGCUUCGGAGUUUAUUGAACCUGAUGAAAGAAUCACUUCUGAAAAUUUGAAAGCUAAAGAUGGUAAUCUUUACAAGAAACAGCGUGAUGAUAAUGAUGGUGCAGGCGAAGCAGAGGUGACGUUUGCAGCACUGCAUGACUUGCAGAUCAAAGGCUUACAAAAUGAAUUUGGUAGUCUGAGUAAUGGAGGUAUGUUAAAAUGUAUGGUUAAAUUUAAAACUUUCCAGAAGUUUUCUGAUAAAGGAUGCCAAGUUAACAUGUCUGAAGAAAGUUUUGAUGAAAGCUUGAUAGAAGUGUCUGUUGAAAGAAAUUCAAAAGACAGAAAACACAGAAAAACGAUGAAUACUAGGAACUGUGUUAAAGAAAUGAAAAAACUAACGCAUGAACAAGUAAAUAAUACAUUAAAUAAGACUGAAAUUAAAGUAAAAUGCCCACUUGUUACAAAGCCAGCAAAUUCUAUUGAAGCAAAUGAUACAUUAUCAGAAGAUUCAUCAGCUGACUCUGUAAUUGAUAUAAAUCCAGAUACUGAAUCUUCCACACCAGGAGAUACAUCUACUGACCAAGAUAUGGUUGGGGAAGAUAAAGCUGAUGAAUGUGAAAUAUCUGACAAAAACACUGACGGUGAUGAUGAUGAUGACUAUGUUGAUAAUAAAGAUGAAACUGUUGAAUCAGACAUAGAACAAGAUGAAAAUGCGAAGAAACGAAUAUUUCCAGAAAAUGACUUUGCUAGUGAAACUGUUGGAAAAAAGAAAUUUCUCUUUUGUGAAAUAUGUUAUGAGAAGUAUGAACAAUGUUAUCUUAUCAAACAUAUUGAAGGAUGUCAUACUGAUGAAGAGUUAACAGAAUCGUUCCGACAAAAGCUGUUGAAAUUAACAUUAUUUUUCAAGAAUAAAAGUAAGAAGAAAACACCUGAUAACAAAUGUAAGAGAAGGAGAUCAGUAAAGCCAAUUAAUGAGUCUGUUUCUGCAUCUAAUGUUCUGAGUGGUAAUAACUCAACUGAACUGGGACUAGAUAAGUCUACAGAUUGUCAAGAUAGCGGUCUAGUGUCUGAAGAAGCACAGGAUAAUGAUGACAACGGGUUUGAGGAAUCUGGUAACGAAACAGAUGCAACCGUUGAAAAAUUGUCAUUAAAAACCGUUUUUAGAAAAAUUGAUAAACAUUGUACACAGCAAGCUGUAAAAACUACAAAGAAAAAGUUUUUUCCUUGCAAAAUAUGUGGUGUUCUGAUUCAAAGUUACAAACUACAGGAACAUGAAGAAAUGCAUAAAACAAAAGCUGGGAAAGUUUUAUUUAGUCCAAAGAAUCUUGAGGAGUGUAAAACAUGUGGGAGAGUUUUAUUGAAAAGAAGUUUUGCGAAGCACACAUGUCUUCUUAUAAAUACAGUUGAUAGUAAUGAAAUAGACACAACAGUAAGUCAAGCUGUACACCCUAAUUCCUCACCUCAGACCAGUAGAGGAACAAAGAAGCUUAAAAAAAUGCUAAAUGUUAAAACACAUAAAUCUAAUGGAAUAGAAAGGAAAGAUUUGAUACAUGAUGAAACAAAUUUUUAUUUUGAAUCUGUUGAAACUGACUCUGUUGAUAGUAAAAAACUUAACGAUACACAUAAUUCAGAUGCUACUUUAACACAUAAACUAAAUGAUAACAAAACAAAAGCUUCUUCAAAGGAAGCUGAUCUUAACGAUUCAUGUGCUGACAAACCAAAUUCUAGUUUCUGUUCAUUCAGCUCAAGUCCAGAGUCAGAAGAAGAGAGUCAACAAUCUGAUAAAGCUGAAGAAGCAUUGCAAAAGAAAACAGCAACUAGUAAAACUAAGGCAGAUUCUACUAAAAAUACAGACCUAAUUAAGAAGUAUUUUGCAGAAUGGUCUACAAAUUCUGUUAAAAGGAAAAAGUUUGUUACAUGUAAACAGUGUGGUAUGUAUGUAAAGUAUGAUAGGCUGAGAAAACAUGACGAUUUGCAUAGAAGAUGUCCUCAAAGAUUUGAGAAAUUGGUUGAAUGUCAAGAGUGUGGAAGAAAGAUGUUUCGAGGGAACUUGAACAAACAUCAGUGUACGACUGGUUUAAAAGUCUCAGAGGGGAAAUAUAAGAGAAAGGCUUGUAGUAAGGAUGAUGACCAUGUACAAAGUGAUAAGGAACAGCCUGUAGAUGGUGAGAUGGGUGAUGAACAGUGUACAUCUCCAAGAAAGGCGCAGUCUAAAGAUGAAAAGAAAGCACAAAAAAAAAAGAGCAAGAGUCAAAGAUGGCUGUGCUAUGAAUGUGGAAAAAGCUUCAAAACUGAAAGAAGCUUUAUCAGUCACCGAGACAGGAACCAUAAAUUGUUGGUGUUCAUGUGCCAUAUAUGUAUGAAAAUGUUAAGCACGGCUGCUGCACUGGAACAACACAUGAAAAUACAUUCUGAUAUCAAACAACCAGGGUCUGAACAAGGCAAAUUACUGUUGAAGACUGCUAGAGUUAAACAUGCAAGCCAUCCACAGAGCAAGAUAACAUCACCUAAGGCCAAUCACUCAAAAUCCCAGGAUGCUUCGUCACAAGGUCCUCGUAUACUGGCCACUUCCGGUGUGCAGGCCACAUCCAGUAGGCAAGCCACUUCCUGUGUGCAGGCCACACGGGUAUGGAUUCCAGGACAAGCAGAGACGAAUAAAGCUGUGGAAUCAAUUCUAGUUGACAACUCACACCAUGAUUUGAUGAUUUCUCCAUUGCCUUCUAUCAACUUUUCAAAUAAUACAAUAGACAAUUCCUUGUGAAAAUAGGCUUUCUUAACCUUUCUCCAGAGACACAAGAUUAAAAAGAUGUCUAAUGUGUGGGCUCAGCAUUAUGAAAUACUGUAAAAUCAUUAAUAUUCUUGGGGGACUGAUUUUUGUGGAUUUCGUGGUUGAGUCAAUCCACGAAAUUUAAUCCCAACGAACAAGUAAAAUUCCCAUUCAUUUUAUGUUCCAAAGUUGAA
Messenger RNA from Mercenaria mercenaria, 3587 nucleotides. RefSeq names its product zinc finger protein 180-like. The coding region runs from base 58 to 3387 and encodes 1109 amino acids. Lineage: Eukaryota; Metazoa; Mollusca; Bivalvia; Venerida; Veneridae. The record is from RefSeq and is a predicted model, not a curated record. The transcript has 5 exons. Gene Ontology annotation, molecular function: DNA-binding transcription factor activity, RNA polymerase II-specific; RNA polymerase II cis-regulatory region sequence-specific DNA binding. Gene Ontology annotation, biological process: regulation of DNA-templated transcription.